CGUUUAAUAUUUUGGUUAUUUUUAUAUACCCACCUCUUCUCUUCUUCUUCUUCCUGGAGAUUUGUGUUUAGGCAAAACUUUAACAGAGACUGUUCUUCUGUCUCUUUCUUUCUCUUUGCUUCUGAGGUCUAUUUCACUGUAUUUCUGCAGAAGCCAUAGGGAUAUAGAUAAUAAGUUUUAGCUCUUCCUUUGUCACGUUUUAACCAAAGGCCAUCUAUAGCCAUUGAUUUGUAAUCCUAUCUUCUUUCUCUUUGCUUUAUUUUUGCCUAUUCUUCUUCUGUUUGAAGAGGCUGAAGAGAGAGAGAGAGAGAGAAAGAGAGGGGGGAGGUUUUUCUUUUCUUUUCUUGUUUGCCGGAUUGUUUGUGUGUAUUGAGUAAGAGGAGGGGAGUGUUGAGGAGGUGUUGAUUUAUGUCGGCUGGGUUUGACUUGGCUGUGAUUGGGGCUCUGUUGCAGCUCUGUUUUUCAUCUUCACUUCUCAUUCUCGGCUCUUUCAAGCGGAGCCUCAAUCUGCUGUUUUCAUCUGUUUCGAUGCGUUUGAGGCCGAAGAGGACUUGUUCUGGAGUCAAGUGCUUUGGAGCUUUUCAUAUAAAACGAUUCUCAUUCCUUCUUUUGCUCUUUAGAAAAGGGGGUUUCACUUAGUUUCAUUCAUUCUUCUUCUUUCCUCUCUUAAAUUUUGGCCUCUUACGAGUUCGACUACCAUUUUUCUUGAGUUGAAGAGAUUUUUUUUUUCUUUUAAAUUUUGUUUUGCCCAUUAAAAAUGCCAGAGCCUCGACUUUUACAGUUAACGAAUCAAAAAAGUUUUGGAAAAAAAUCCAAGUCCAGAACCGAAGAUUUGAAGAUGACUCGGAAAAUCCGCGUUAUCUGUAACGAUCCAGAUGCAACCGAUUCAUCUUCAAGCGAAGAUGAAGGUGAAGUCCAAACUAAAUCCCUCAAAUUGAAACGAAUCGUUCGAGAAAUCCACCUUCCCCUUUUCCCUUCUCAUUCCUCGAAAUCAAUGGAUGUAACUACAAGCACUCCGAGCUCUUCCCAAGAUAGCAACAAUGGCGGCAAAAACCUAGAGCUGAAGAAGAAAAGGGUUUUAGGUACAAAAACCCUUUCCACAAGAAGAUCCGCCUCUCAAUACAGAGGAGUUCGUCAAAGAAAAUGGGGCAAAUGGGCCGCUGAAAUCCGAGACCCUUUCAAAGGAGCACGCAUUUGGCUUGGAACUUACAACACAGCUGAAGAGGCCUCCCAAGCCUACGAAUCUAAACGACUCGAAUUCGAAACCGCCAUGGCGGCCGCCCCUAAAAGCAGCAGCAACAUAGUCAUUACUUCCUCAUCUUCUUCCUCGGAGGAAAACGAGGAAGAAUCCGACAGCGUCGUCUCACAAACAUUCCCAGCCGCCGCCAUUAUUGAAAUGGAAACAUCUUCCUCUGCUUUGAUCAAAGAAGAUGAAGAGGAAGUGAUUGACACGAAUUUGAUUAACGAACUUCAAGUUCCCGAUUUGGGGUUUGUGGAUGAAGGUAUGGAAAUCAAUUUAGGGCUACCGGAGCUUGACCAGUUUUUCAUGGACGACAUUGGUCAAUUCUUGGACGAUUUCUCUGCCAUGGAUGACAUUCAAAUUUAUGGAUUCGAUGACGAUGUACCCAGUUGUCUUCCAGAUUGUGAUUUCGAUGAUUUUGGAAACGAUGAUAUUUCUUGUUGGGUGGAUGAAGCUCUGAAUGUGCCUUGCUCAUGAGAAAGUUUUGCAGAUUAGAGUUGAAGAAAGAAAGAAAGAAAACAGGGUUUAAUGUUUUUAAUUUAUUUGUUGUUAUUAUGAUGUUGAUGAUGAGGUUUUUUUGUUUUUGUUUUUGUUUUGUUGGGGGUUCUGGUAAAAGACUUUGAUUUUCUCGGGAAGAUGUUAAAGAUUUUCCGGGAUUUUUUUUUUUUGAUGGAGAGACGAGAUUCAUAUCUUUUGGGUUUUCUUGUGCUUUGAGAGCCGUCCAACGAUAUGAAUUUCUUUGUUUUUUGUUUUCUUUUUUUUGAAAAUUAAUUUUUAUAAUUAUAUUGUUCUUCGGAAA
This is a messenger RNA of Cucumis melo (muskmelon), 2039 nucleotides long. RefSeq names its product ethylene-responsive transcription factor ERF118. Bases 758 to 1717 code for a protein of 319 amino acids. Gene Ontology annotation, molecular function: DNA-binding transcription factor activity; DNA binding. The transcript has 2 exons. The record is from RefSeq and is a predicted model, not a curated record. Lineage: Eukaryota; Viridiplantae; Streptophyta; Magnoliopsida; Cucurbitales; Cucurbitaceae. Gene Ontology annotation, biological process: regulation of DNA-templated transcription.